This is a messenger RNA of Colletotrichum navitas, 506 nucleotides long. RefSeq lists its product as uncharacterized. NCBI's taxonomy places the organism in Eukaryota, Fungi, Ascomycota, Sordariomycetes, Glomerellales, Glomerellaceae. The record is from RefSeq and is a predicted model, not a curated record. The coding region runs from base 149 to 454 and encodes 101 amino acids. The transcript is spliced from 2 exons.
AGCGCGGGAGCGCUGGGCCCCGGCCCCUUCUCCUCUUUGAGCCAAACGCCAAAUCCCUCGUCUACUGAGUAUGAGGUGAAAUUGCAACGUCUCUGCUGCUGAACCGUUCCACACGACCGGGGCAACCGCAUCACGCCUGACGACUUGGAUGCGAGUCUAUUCUUGGCGUGACAUCCACACAAAAGGAUACUUCAUCACUCAAACAGGGAUCGCAACGGGAGCCAAGCCAAUGUUUGUCAAGAUUUUGAUUUCAGGUCGUCCGGCCACCUUUGGCGAAAUGGCCAAAGGUAUCUCCAACUGCCUCUCCCCAAGGUAUCAUAGUCCACAACCAACUUCUAAACCAACUCGAUCCGAAAUGAAAUGCCCUUAUGCUGACAUGUUUCUGUCGUUCCCCUCUACCUCGCGCUCGAACAAAAACAAACGCCUCAAUGUUUGCGCGGGGUCGUUGCAGUAAACAGCAUCCUCCCCGCGUAGCUCAGUCGUGAUAAGGAUCGUGUCGAAGGUUA